AAGUCACAAAAACACACCCAAAAAGCCACCAACUUUAUCAUGUCUUCUUCUUCUUCCUCUUCCCACUUCCAAUCCUCUGUCCCCCCCCCCCCUCAUGCCAUAUCUUCACCAACAAUGGCAAUUUCCACCUUCUCAGAGUGGUCAUUAGCUUGCAUUCACUGCAUCAAAACAACCCACAAAAACCCUUUACUCAACCCAUCCAAACACUCACCAAUUCUCCUCUUCAUCUCUCCACACCCUUCAUGUUCCUCUUCAAGAAUCUUGAUCCUCAAUUCUUCCAGAAGCUUCCCACCACCAGUUCUUGAAGAUGAAGAGUCCACUGGCUCCCCCAUUCUUGAACUGGACCUAAAGUUUCAAGCUUUUCAAGAAUCUUUUGAAGAAUCUUUUCAAGAAUCUUUUCAAGAACUAUCACCACCCCAACAAGAAAAUCUCAAUCUUUUAAUAUGCAAAAUGUUGAAAGAUUCAAAAACUGAAGAAAUGGGGUUUGAGAGUUACCAAAAAGCUAAAAGAUUGCAAGAUUUUAGACCCACAAGAUCAACAUUGCAUAAUCUGAUCAGGUACUCACUUAAUGUGAAGAACUGGAAUUCAAUUUGGUCAAUUUCUGAAGAUUUUAGGAAAUUCGGUGUAUACCCAGAUGCUUCAUCUUGUUGUAGAUUGAUCAGUAGUUGUAUUAAAGCUAAAAGAUUCAAACUUGCUAAUAAUUUGCUUCAUAUUUUGAAACUUGAGAAAGAAGUUGCUGUUUUGAGCUUUAAUGCUGCCAUGAGAAGCUAUAACAAGCUUCAUAUGUACAGUAGUUCAGUUAAGGUGUUUGAUAUGAUGUCAUCCUCUGGUAUGCAAUUAGAUGGUGAGUGUUAUGGACACACCAUGGAAGCUUAUCUAAAAAUGGGUAAGAAUGACAAAGUUGUUUUGUUAUUCAAACAGUUCGAAUCAAGUAACGACGAAUGGACGCCGUUUUGCUCGCAAAUUUACAGGAUUUUAUGCGAGUCGUUAGCGAAGUCAGGGAAACCGUUUCAAGCGCUAGAUUUCUUUAGGGAGAUGAUCAAGAAAGGGUUUUUAGAAGACGCUUCUUUUUACUCGUUGUUAAUCAGUUCGUUUGCAAGCGUUCGAGAAGUGAAAAUGGUGGAAAGUCUUUGGGUAGAAGCCGAAUCGAAGAAGAUGUUGAGGGAUCCAGCGGUCUUUUUGAAGCUUGUGUUGAUGUACAUUGAACUCGGCUUGCUUGAAAAGACUCUAGAUGUUGUUUCUUCAAUGAAACGAGUGAAUAUUAAAGUUUCGGAUUGUAUAUUUUGUGCUAUUGUAAAUGGGUUUUCGAAGAAAAGAGGGCUAACUUCAGCGGCUAAAGUGUAUGAAGAUUUGGUCACGGAGGGUUGUGACCCGGGUCAAGUGACCUAUGCGUCGGUCCUAAACGUGUACUUUAGACUCGGGCUUUAUGAAAAAGCAGAAGAGGUGUUUUGGGAAAUGGACAAUAAAGGUUUUGACAAAUGUGUUGUAGCUUACUCUAGUAUGAUUGCAAUGUAUGGUAAGGUUAAUCGGAUUAAGGACGCAAUGAAGCUUUUAGCUCGGAUGAAAGAGCGAGGCGUUAAAAUCAACGUUUGGAUUUACAAUUCUAUCCUUGAUAUGCACGGGAAAGUCUUGAACUUGAAACAAGUUGAGAAGAUAUGGAAAGAAAUGAAAAGAAGAAAAGUUGUGGCCGAUAAAGUAAGUUACACAAGCGUUAUAAGCGCGUAUAGUAAGGCUAGGGAGUUUGAUAUGUGUAUGAAAUAUUACUACGAGUAUAGGCUUAAUGGUGGUCGGAUCGAUAGGGCGAUGGGUGGGAUCAUGGUUGGGGUGUUUUCAAAAGUGAGUAGGGUGGAUGAACUAGUGAAGCUUUUGCAAGAUAUGAAAAGUGAAGGUACGGGUUUAGAUGCGCGACUCUAUCGAUCUUCAAUGAACGCUUUACGCGAUGCGGGUGUGGAUAUUCAAGUUAGAUGGUUGGAAGAGGGCUUUGAUCCAAGUUGAUAACAAAAUUUGCUAGAGGUUUGGAGGGGUGAGGUUUUGAAAUUCUAUGGGUAAUUACUUUUGACAAGUUGUAAUUAUGGUUUUAGAAACAAUCAUAUGAUAUAAUGACUUGUGUUUUACCUAAUAAACAUGUACAUUCAUGUGGAAUAUUUUUUGUUGGUUCUAAAAUUCUAUUAGAAUCAGCGAGUAUUUUGAGGCUUGGGCUUUGUGCCAUCAAAUCUAUAGGGCCUCAAGAUUUAAAAAGAAAAUUAUAUAUUAUAUGGGUAUGAGCGCUAUUUUUUUUAUGGGCCCACUAAUUUUAGACUUUGAGCCACCCGAGCUAGUGAAUUUUGUUUAUAUAUAAUUUUCAAUUUAGGAACUCAAUUUUACUAGUCGCAAAUACCAUUUGAAAUCUUGAGGACCACGUUAGGUUACCAACUAGGAUUAAACACAGAAGGGUUCUCUUUUUUUUUUUUUUUUUUCUUUAAUGACCCAGGGUUAUAUCACAAAACAUACGCGGCACAAGCCAGAACAAGUAACGAACAGUCGAACAGAGUGAAACAAGUCGGACAACAUCAGCAGCUCCACCUCUCCGCCGAUUGCUGCCGUCUGCCGCCGCGACGUCCAUCCUCUCCGCUGCUCGGCUGCUCCGCCUCCGCCGAUUGCUUCCGACACUUUGUUUUUCUUAUACGAAUCAGGCGAUUAAGUCACAUGAAAUUGAAGUAUCUAAAAAAGUGAACCAGAGAAAAAUAUUCCUGGAUCCGCCACUGGACUUUCUUCACCACCCGUACGCCUGCUCUGCAACCAACAACAAUGGAAGCCAAACCCUCAAAUCUUGUCGAUCAAUUAGUCGUUCCAGGAGAUGUCAUACUGGACCUCUCAAACAUGGCUAAUCAAACUCUCAAGCUCAGUGGUGGCUUACGUCAGGAUGGUGAUUCCAUAUGUGUAAUGAAGGCUGGGAAGUUGAGGUUUAUGAAGCCAAAUAAAUAUUGGGUUGAGAGCUCUCAGAAGAGGUAUGUACCUAGUGCUGGGGAUAACGUUCUUGGAGUGGUGGUGGAUACUAAACCAGAAAAUUUCCUUGUGGACAUUAAAGGACCCGCGUUAGCAUUUUUACCUGUUUUGUCAUUUGAAGGAGGAACUAGAAGGAACAUACCUAAGUUUGAGGUGGGCACUUUGUUGUAUGUUAGCGUGGUCAGUGCCAACCCCGGCAUGAACCCCGAGCUUUCAUGCAUGGAUGUCAAUGGCAAGGCAGCAGAAUAUGGCGUACUUAAAGAGGAGGGUUAUAUGUUUGAAUCAUCCACUGGCCUCGCAAGAUCGCUUCUGAGUUCUCCGCCUCAUCCUGUUCUUGAAGGCCUCGGAAAGAAACUCUCGUUUGAGAUAGCCGUUGGCAUAAAUGGUCGAUUUUGGGUGAAUGCAUUACAAUCGUCAACGGUGAUUCUGGUUGGAAAUGCUAUACAGAAAUCAGAAUCUCUCAGUUUGGUGCAACAGAAGAUUUAUUUAGAGAAAUUGCUUAAGAGUAUCCAUUCCAGAGGCUGUAAAACCAGUGACCAAUGAACAACAAGAUGCUGACAAUGGGGAGUUAAAGGAUCCCCUGUUAUGUAUAGACGAUCUUUUCUCGACUUACAAAGGAGGAAAUAGAUGAAGCAUUUCGUCGUGUUCCAGAUGAAUCCCCUAGUGUUUCUACUACUCAAACUGCUGUUGCAAAUCAAGGUGGCCAGCCACAGCCUGCAUCAACCACAAGCACCGACUCAAUCUGUGCAACCGGCACCAGCUGCUCCCACGGUUCCAUUGGUCACAUGCUUUGCUUGCUGUAGGAGUUGUUGCUAUUUCAGGAGCAGGAACAGCUGUAGUUUUUAAGAAUGCUGUUGUCCCUAGAUUGAAAUCUUGGAUCCGUAAAGUUGUAAAUGAAGAUGCUGCAAAUAAAAC
This is a messenger RNA of Helianthus annuus (common sunflower), 3900 nucleotides long. RefSeq names its product pentatricopeptide repeat-containing protein At5g13770, chloroplastic. Gene Ontology annotation, cellular component: cytoplasmic exosome (RNase complex); nuclear exosome (RNase complex). Lineage: Eukaryota; Viridiplantae; Streptophyta; Magnoliopsida; Asterales; Asteraceae. The coding region runs from base 40 to 1995 and encodes 651 amino acids. Gene Ontology annotation, biological process: TRAMP-dependent tRNA surveillance pathway; poly(A)-dependent snoRNA 3'-end processing; CUT catabolic process. The transcript has 14 exons. Gene Ontology annotation, molecular function: protein binding; RNA binding. The record is from RefSeq and is a predicted model, not a curated record.